This is a messenger RNA of Osmia bicornis bicornis, 2192 nucleotides long. Its product is annotated as lariat debranching enzyme-like. Gene Ontology annotation, molecular function: RNA lariat debranching enzyme activity. The record is from RefSeq and is a predicted model, not a curated record. The transcript is spliced from 8 exons. Bases 177 to 1889 code for a protein of 570 amino acids. Gene Ontology annotation, cellular component: nucleus. Gene Ontology annotation, biological process: mRNA splicing, via spliceosome. NCBI's taxonomy places the organism in Eukaryota, Metazoa, Arthropoda, Insecta, Hymenoptera, Megachilidae.
GGUCAAUCUUAAGAACAACUUCCCACUGCAUCGCAACAUUUUAGGUUAAAUGUGUUGUUUGUUUACCUCGAUAUUGAUUGAUUUUAAUGUCAACAUUUAAUAAAUAACAAAUCUAUAAAAUAGAUAAACUUCGUAUUUAUAUGUAACGGUGGAAAGGUAUCUAACAAAAAUUCAAGAUGAGGAUAGCUGUAGAAGGUUGCGCACACGGUGAAUUGGAUAUUAUUUAUGAAACUAUUCAAGAAAUGGAAAAGGCUGAUGGGAAAAAGAUAGAUUUGCUUAUUUGCUGUGGAGAUUUUCAGUCUACUAGAAAUUUAAGCGAUUUAAAUUGCAUGGCUGUACCUGAUAAAUAUAAGGAUAUGUGUACUUUUUAUAAAUAUUAUUCUGGGGAAAAGGUUGCUCCAGUGUUGACAUUAUUUAUUGGGGGUAAUCAUGAAGCAUCAAAUUAUCUUCAAGAAUUACCAUAUGGUGGAUGGGUAGCACCUAAUAUUUACUAUUUUGGAUAUGCUAGUGUAGUAACAGUAGGUGGUAUUAGAAUUGCAGGAUUAUCAGGAAUUUUUAAAGGUCAACAUUGGAUGCAAGGACAUUAUGAAAAGCCCCCAUAUACAGAGAAUACAAUUAGAAGUGUAUAUCAUAUCAGAAACUUAGAAAUAUUUAGAUUAAAGCAGCUUACUGGUAAUAUUGAUAUAUUCUUAUCACAUGAUUGGCCAGCAGGAAUAACUAAAUAUGGGGAUGAAAAUAUUUUAUUAAAAGGAAAACCUUUUUUCAAAAAUGAUAUAGAAAAUAAUAUGCUUGGUAGUCCACCAAGUAUGGAACUCUUAGAGUAUCAUCAUCCAAGUUAUUGGUUUUCAGCUCAUUUACAUUGUAAAUUUGCAGCUCUUGUUCCUGAAAAAGGAGGAACAAGAGUAACUAAGUUUUUAGCUUUAGAUAAAUGUCUUCCGAAAAGAAAAUUUCUUCAAAUAUUUGAACUAGAACAUAAUCCAAAUUUACCACUGACACUACAUUAUGAUCUAGAGUGGUUAACAAUAUUAUAUUUAACAAAUCAUUUAUUAAGUGUCAAAAGUGGAAUUCAUUAUAUGCCUGGACAGUAUGGUAACACAAGAUGGACGUUUACACCAACUGUAGAGGAAAAGGCAAAAAUUCUAAAAAAAUUUAACUGUAAUUUACAAAUUCCAUUGAAUUUUACACAAACUGCUAAACCUUACAAUCCUGAUGCUUUGGAUGGUAUUUCGGAACCACCACAAUUAUUGGUAAUAAUCAUGUUAUACAAAUUGAACCAAAUUGUAAGAAAUUUAAGAGACGAAAUUAUUCGAUAUAUUCCAAUACGCUUUAAUAAUAAUGGAAUACUUUGUCCAUUACUUAAGUUUGGAAUCUUUGUUGAAAAGAAAAUGGAUAAAUUAACGAUUAUUUCGGGAACAUUGUUUCUCGCCGCCGAUGUAUUUGCAAUUGUCAGUCUUGCAAUGCCCGACUGGAUUAUUACUGAUGUUGGAGGAGAUACAAGAUUGGGAUUGAUGUGGUCAUGUAUGACCUUAUACAAUAGACCUCAAGUUUGUUACAGUCCAGAUUUGCAGCCAGAAUGGUUCAUGGCUCUUGUUUGUAUCUUUGUAGGUUGUAUUUUGAUCACAGCAACAAUAAUAUUAUUAGCCAGUUCCCAUUGGGAUCGUAAUGUUAUCCCUUAUGCUAGAUGGGUAGGAUUUACAGCUAUGGUGUUGUUUUGUCUAGCAGCAGUUAUAUUUCCAAUGGGUUUUCACAUCAAUGAAAUUGGUGGACAACCAUAUCAGUUACCUAAUUCACAUCAAGUUGGUAUUUCUUAUAUUUUCUUUGUUUUAGCUUUAUGGAUUACAGUAAUUUCAGAAUUAUUUGCGGGCAAAGUUUGCCUCCCACAUUUUUAGCAGCUAUCAUUCUCUAAAUGCAUUUGUGGCAUUUGUUUAAUAUUAUUAAUGAAUAUUGUAUAUUUUGAGAGCAAUGAUAUGCUACAAUACAUAAGAGAUUUUAUAUCUAAUUUAUGAUUACAUAAAUAAUUUAUUAAUGUAUUGAAAGGACUUUUGUAUAUGUGUUUUUUAUUUAUUAAAAUAUAUUGUUUAAUUGUAAUUUUGCACAAAUUUCACAAAGAAUAAUUGUGUUGGAAGUUAAAUGUAAAUAUUUGAAAUAAUAAAUAUGUUGUAACAAAUAAUAAAAUUUUUAUAAUAUAUAUA